UCAAGGCAAAAGGAAACAUAUUUAAAAAGAGAUAACCAGAAGAGGAAAUCAUGGCUGAUAAACACUCACAUAAUAUUGCUGUAGAUGAUGAAGAAAGCCAAAGCAAUGGCAGCAAAAUUCAGCCUCUCAACGCAACUCCACCGCCUCACGAUGAGAAAAGGAAACACCAAACUCUAACGCUAACUGAGCUACUCGGAUUAAACGAGCUUGCAUCAUCUGAGUUAUGGCGAGCAUCGGUGGGAGAGGUGAUCGGAACGGCGGUUUUGGUAUUCAUGCUAGACACAAUCGUGAUCUCAACCAUCGACGCCGACAUCAAGAUGCCGAAUUUGGUGUUAUCGGUGCUCGCCGCCGUGAUCAUCACCAUCCUCCUCCUCGCCGUGCACCCCGUCUCCGGCGGCCACAUCAACCCGAUCAUCUCCUUCUCCGCCGCCUUGGUCGGAAUUAUCUCCAUGGCGCGAGCCGUCGUCUACAUCGUAGCGCAGUGCCUGGGCGCCGUGCUCGGCGCGCUAGCUCUCAAAGCAGUGGUGAGUAGUACGUUGGAGCAUAAUUUCUCACUCGGGGGUUGUACGUUGACGGUUUUAGCGGCAGGGCCCAAUGGGCCGGUUUCGGUGGGCCUGGACACGGCCCAGGGGUUUUGGCUUGAGUUGUUUUGUAGUUUUAUUUUUCUGUUUGCAUCGAUAUGGAUGGCGUAUGAUCACAGGCAGGCCAAGCAGUUGGGCCUUGUGCUAGUGUUUGGGAUAGUAGGGGUGGUUUUGGGCUUGCUGGUGUUCGUUUCGACAUCGGUGACGGGGCAGAAGGGGUACGGUGGGGCUGGGAUGAAUCCGGCUAGGUGCAUUGGGCCGGCGAUAGUGAGGGGUGGGCACUUGUGGGAUGGGCAUUGGGUGUUUUGGGCCGGGCCGGCGAUAGCAUGUGUUGUUUUUUAUUUGUACACCAAAAUCAUUCCAAGCCAGCAUCAUAAGGCUAAGGCUUAUGACCAUGAUGUCUACAACGUUUUCAAGGUUAUGUUUGGGACCAAGACUAUGUAAUGAGUAGUACUCUUUCUUUUCUGCACAUGUUAGUUUGUACCCAUUAUCAAAUGAUAUAAUAAGUUGUCUUUGAUAAUAUCUGUUG
Molecule: messenger RNA, 1110 nt
Organism: Salvia splendens (bonfire salvia)
Lineage: Eukaryota; Viridiplantae; Streptophyta; Magnoliopsida; Lamiales; Lamiaceae
Product: aquaporin AQPcic
Exons: 3
Coding region: 51-1025 (324 amino acids)
Biological process (GO): transmembrane transport
Cellular component (GO): membrane
Molecular function (GO): channel activity
Source: RefSeq, a predicted model, not a curated record